Molecule: messenger RNA, 1571 nt
Organism: Jatropha curcas
Lineage: Eukaryota; Viridiplantae; Streptophyta; Magnoliopsida; Malpighiales; Euphorbiaceae
Source: RefSeq, a predicted model, not a curated record
AUGAAGCUCCCCAUCGCGAGAAGAAAUUCCAAAGAAGACCGACGGAAGGAGGAAUCGAGGCUAUUAGCGCUAGAGUCCAAUCACCGACAUUAUGUCGUGGAUGGUGAAGACUCCGAAGAAGUCGCUGUCGAAGCGAGGGAGAUCGUAAUCGUAGGUGUGGAUAGCGCGGACGCAAUCGAUGCGGACGAUUACGAUGCUCCAUUCUCGUGGAAAAAACUUUGGUUAUUUACUGGACCUGGAUUUUUUGAUGAGCAUAGCGUUUUUAAGAUCGGGAAAAUUUGGAAUAGGGAUCUUCCAGGCUGGGCGAUUGCUGGCUCGCUGCUAUGGGCUGCUGUGUGGGGCCACCGUCAUGGGGUUGCUUGAUCCAGAUUGCUAUCGGCCCGCGUCGGGUGUAGCCACCGGAGUCACUUGGCGGAGUUGUGUAGAAGGGGUAUCCCAAUUGCGGCUAGGUUGAUCUUGUGUGUUCAUGGCGGAGGUGCUCUUAUUGGGCUGAUAUAGGAAGUUAUAGGAAGUGCUAUUGCUCUACAUAUUUUGACAAUGGGGGUUUUGCCGCUCUGGGCGGGAGUGGGGAUUACAGCGUUGGAUUGUUAUGUUUUUGGUUUCUAGAGAAUUACCGGAGUGAGGGAAUUAGAAGCUGUUUUUGCAGUCCUAAUUGCAACUAUGGCCGUAUCUUGUGCGUGGAUGUUUGGUGACACCAAGCCAAAUUGGAAAAAACUUUUAGCAGGCAUUUUAAUUCCAAGAUUGGUUCAAAACAUUCGCAGUGUGGGUGUUGUGGUUUGUUAAUUGCCUCACAACGUGUUUUGCCACUCAGCUUUGGUUUGCAAUCAAGGAAGAUUGAUGUCAGAAGACAAGGUCGGGUUCAAGGAGGCCUGAAUUUACUACUUAAUCGAGUCAUCAGUUGCUCAUUUAGGUUCUUCAUUGAUCAACUUGUUUUGUGACAACUGUGUUCGCCAAGGAUUCUAUUGGUACUCAACAGCUAAUAGCAGUGUAGGGACUGGUAAUGCAGGGCAGUUCGGAGAAGAAUAUGGAGGAGGAGUUUUUCCUUCUUAUAUCUGGGGUAUUGGCUUGUGGGCAGCUGUACAAAGUAGUACGAUAACUGGACAUAUUGCUGGCCAGUUUAUUCAUGGGAGGUUUCUUAACCUUCGGUGAAGAAAAUGGCUGAGGGCCUUGAUAACACGAACGUUGUGCUAUUUGCCAAUAUGAUUAGUAGCUAUUGUUUUCAACACUUCUAGCUGCGUUGGUAUUUUAAAUGCAUGGGCACUGGAAUGGCUUUCGUCAUAUACAGUCCCUUUUGCACUUAUCCCCCUUCUUACCUUGGUGGGCCAAGGAGCAGGUUAUGGGGGUCUUUAAAUUGGACAUGUUCUCGAGGUAAGCUGUUGAAUUCCCCACUCUGAUUAAUCUUUACUUUUGGUGACCAGCCCAUUUUGAGUUUAUUGACAUGUGAUUUAGUUUCAAAGAGAAAUUGGAUACAAAAGGAAAAAACUUUGACAAAUUAAUUAAUGUAUUAACUAACAUCAACAAACUUCAUUUGUUAUUGGUUUAAUCAGUGUUAAAACCUUUCAAAGAGUUUG